Molecule: messenger RNA, 4863 nt
Organism: Zonotrichia albicollis (white-throated sparrow)
Lineage: Eukaryota; Metazoa; Chordata; Aves; Passeriformes; Passerellidae
Gene: KLC1
Product: kinesin light chain 1
Biological process (GO): microtubule-based movement
Cellular component (GO): cytoplasm; kinesin complex
Molecular function (GO): kinesin binding
Source: RefSeq, a predicted model, not a curated record
GGCGGCCGCAGCCGCAGCAGCAGCAGCCGGGGCGGUGGUGGCGGCUGCCGGCAGCUGUCAGCGCCCGCUCCGCCGGCGCCGACCACCGCGGCCCUGCCAGCGCCUUGCGGGAAGCGCUGGGUCCGCCGUGGUGCUGACUCGCUUCUUUCACGCCUCCCCUCCGUCUCUCCGGUCCUCUCUCCCCCCCAAAAACCCUUUUCCUUCCUCCCUUUCGCCCGCCCAUCGCUGACAUCCUCCUCCGGCCGCCUCCCCGCCCCGGGCUGCGCGGCCCCCGCCGCCCCAGCGAGCGCUGCGCACAUCGCCCGAGCUGCAGCACCGAGCGAAUGUAUGAAAACAUGUCCACAAUGGUGUAUUUAAAGGAAGAGAAGUUGGAGAAGCUUACUCAAGAUGAAAUCAUUGCCAAAACUAAGCAAGUGAUUAAUGGACUAGAGGCACUGAAGAAUGAACACAAUUCAAUUUUACAGAGCUUACUUGAAACUUUGAAAUGUUUGAAGAAAGAUGAUGAAACUAAUCUGGUUGAGGAAAAAUCAAACAUGAUUCGAAAGUCACUGGAAAUGCUGGAGCUUGGCCUUAGUGAAGCACAGGUAAUGAUGGCUUUGUCAAAUCACUUAAAUGCAGUGGAAUCAGAGAAGCAGAAGCUGCGGGCUCAGGUUCGCCGGCUGUGCCAGGAGAAUCAGUGGCUGCGGGAUGAACUCGCCAAUACCCAGCAGAAACUGCAGAAGAGUGAGCAGUCUGUGGCUCAGCUGGAGGAGGAGAAGAAACACCUAGAAUUCAUGAAUCAAUUAAAAAAAUAUGAUGAUGAUAUUUCACCAUCAGAGGAUAAAGAUUCGGAUUCCACCAAAGAGCCUUUGGAUGAUCUGUUUCCCAAUGAUGAGGAUGACCAAGGACAAGGAAUUCAACAGCAGCACAGCAGUGCAGCAGCUGCUGCCCAACAAGGGGGCUAUGAAAUUCCAGCAAGGUUACGGACCCUACAUAAUCUUGUUAUCCAGUAUGCUUCCCAAGGGAGAUAUGAGGUUGCUGUGCCUCUCUGUAAACAAGCUCUUGAAGAUCUGGAGAAGACUUCAGGUCAUGACCAUCCUGAUGUUGCCACUAUGUUGAACAUACUUGCUUUGGUGUACAGAGACCAGAACAAAUACAAAGAUGCAGCAAAUCUCCUGAAUGAUGCCUUGGCCAUCCGUGAAAAGACUUUGGGCAAAGAUCAUCCAGCGGUGGCAGCAACUCUUAACAAUCUUGCAGUACUCUAUGGUAAACGGGGGAAGUACAAAGAAGCAGAACCUUUGUGUAAGCGAGCUCUGGAAAUCAGAGAAAAGGUCCUGGGGAAAGAUCACCCUGAUGUUGCCAAGCAGUUAAAUAACUUGGCUUUGCUAUGCCAGAACCAGGGUAAAUAUGAGGAGGUUGAAUAUUACUAUCAGAGGGCACUUGAAAUCUACCAAACUAAGCUGGGACCAGAUGAUCCAAAUGUUGCAAAAACAAAGAACAAUCUGGCAUCCUGCUAUCUAAAACAGGGCAAGUUUAAGCAAGCGGAAACUUUGUACAAAGAGAUUCUUACUCGUGCUCAUGAACGGGAGUUUGGCUCUGUAGAUGAUGAAAAUAAGCCUAUCUGGAUGCAUGCAGAAGAGAGGGAAGAAUGCAAAGGAAAGCAAAAAGAUGGCACAUCUUUUGGAGAGUAUGGGGGCUGGUACAAAGCUUGCAAAGUUGAUAGUCCAACAGUAACAACUACUUUAAAGAACCUUGGGGCACUUUACAGAAGACAGGGCAAGUUUGAAGCUGCUGAAACAUUAGAAGAGGCAGCAAUGAGAUCUCGUAAACAGGGUCUUGACAAUGUUCACAAACAGAGAGUGGCCGAGGUGCUGAACGACCCCGAGAGCACGGAGAAGCGGCGCAGCCGGGAGAGCCUCAACGUGGAUGUGGUAAAGUACGAGAGCGGCCCCGACGGCGGCGAGGAAGUGAGUAUGAGCGUAGAGUGGAACGGGGAUGGCACUGGAUCCCUAAAGCGCAGUGGCUCCUUUAGCAAGCUCCGAGCCUCCCUUAGGCGCAGCAGUGAGAAGCUGGUUAGGAAGCUGAAGGGAGGAAAUUCCCGGGACAGUGAACCAAAGAACCCAGGCAUGAAGCGUGCCAGUUCUCUGAAUGUUCUUAACAUGGGUGGCAAGGCUACUGAAGAUCAUUUUCAAGAACGAAAUAAUUGUCUGACAGACUGGCGAGCUCUGAGUGUCAGUCAUUCUGAUCUGGCACACUGAGAGCUGGACAGAAGCUAGCUAAUAUUCCUUGUGAAUAAAGAAGCACUGAGACCUUCAAAGCUUUGGUUCCUCAUCCUUGUCCAUAGGAACACCUAGUUUGUAGAUGUUGUUGUUUUUUUUCCAAUGGACUGCUGUUUUUACUUUUGAAAUAGGGACAAUUUUAAACACAGCAUUAGUGAGUGUUUUCUUCUAAGGGAAAACUAUAGAUAGGUAUUGCUCAUUGCACUGCCCCUGUUCAUGCUACUUAACAUAAAUUUCUUUAAUAGAUCUGACUAUUACAGCAGCCAAAAAAAAAUAGUAAGAAAACAAACACAUUCAAUGUGUACCAAAAUGCAGUGGUGUUGGAAAAUAGAAAGAAACUGUGUGGCAGUAAAUCCAUGCAGUGCUGGAAUGAGAAAUGGAUAAAUUUAUGUGCAUUACUGUAGAAAUUCCAGUUCAGCAUUCUGUAGAGGUGGGGUUUGCCCUUGCACUGCUGAUUCUUGUAAUGGUAGAAGCCUUGGCUAGCAAACAGCACUUAGACAUGACUUAACCACUAGACUGAGCUAUUAAACCUUACAGAAGUGAUGGCUGGGGGUGAGUUACACUUAGAUAGAAUAAACAGCAACACCUGUGACCAUAACUUCUGAUGUUGCAAGUCUUAGGGCACAAUAGUCAAUGGAUAUAGGAUGGUUUGUGUACAUCAGGAGAAAUGGAAAAAACCUUUGCUUUGUGUGAUUGAAGAAUACUCAAGUUUUGGACUGCAACUGUCCCAGAGCAGCUGCUGCUGCUUUCAGGGGAGCACCGAGCCUCAGGUUGACUUUCUCGCUUGUCCACUGGAAUUCACAAUCCCAUUCUGUGUUUGCUGAAAGUGCCCAACAUUUCCUUAUGCUGAUCCCAAAUCCUGCCUUUUCCCACACCAGCUGGUGACAGCAGCAGCAGGCACUGCACGCCAGGAUGUCACACUGGAGUGGCUGCUCUGCAAGGACCACUCCCUGCUGAGGCCCUCGUGGGAGCACUCAGAGGCUGUGAGUGACCUGGGUGACCACAUAUCCGUGUUACAGGUUAAUAUAUCUGUGCUGUCUGUACACAGGACUGCUGCUGGAACAAAGUAUGUAUGUAUGUUUUAAGGAUUUUAUAGACCUUAGGAUUUCAUUUUGCUUUUCUGUAAAGCUUGUACUUUUGUUCAUCUUCUGUAAAAAUUCCUAUUUGUGUGGAGUUGGAUAAGAAAGUAAAAAAAAAAAACAAGCAGUGUGUGUAAAAAUGUAUUUGUGGUCAUAGUUGGGAGUUGGAAAAUGUCUAACAAAAUUAACUUUGGGAAAAGCUGGAAAAUUCAUUCAAAGUCAGCACCAACUGAAGAAUACAAGAACAUAGGAAAGUUUUAGUAUUUGAACAGUAAUUAGAAUUAGUACUUAGUAGGAGUUUCUGACUGGGCUUGCGCCUGGUUCUAAGUUGGUUCCAGUAAGUGAUGCAGGAGCUGUCUGUGUAAUGCACUUCCCAAUGUUUACCAGGAGGUACCGACUGAGCCUCUCUGCAGAGGCAGCCGUGCCUGGUGCUCCUGCUUUGGAGACAGUGUAGGAAUGCUGAGACAAUGCUGCUAAUCGUUUUGUAGAAGUUUGAGCACAUAGUGCAAUUCCUUAAUGAACUCGAGCAGGAACAGGUUGUUGCUCGUUUAUCUUAACAAUAGAUACUCAUAUAAUGUUGACUCUUGAGUUUUAAUCUUUUUAUUAAGAGCUUUUUAUAUUAAAAAAUAUGUAAUAUAUAUACUUCUUUUUCCCCCCCCUAAAGUAAAACGUGCUCUGUGCCCCUGCUGGCUGACUGGGCUGGCUUUGCUCAAAGAGCUGGCUCAGGCUGCCAGGCCAGGGGGGCCCUUGUGCAGCCCCCACCCCUCUGGAGUCUCCAAAAAAACCCCACAGAACUAUUCAGACACAAAAUGUUUUGGUAGUAAGGAAUUACUUAAACUGAAGGAUGUGAUUCCCACAUUCAGCUUUGAAACAGAAUUCUUUGCAACUUCUCAAACCCCCAGCCCUGUGUAAAUAAGCAAUAAGUUAUGUAACCAUGCCAAAUGACAAUGUACAGUGAGUUUGAAAGUGCUAGACUGUGGUUUGUAGAGGGUGAUGGUGAGGGAAAUUUCCUGGUCAAGAUCUUGCUGGUGGUGGCAUUAUUAAUACUGUGCUUCUAAAUGUUCUAAUCCUUUAUGUAGUAUUUCAAAGUGUGAUGGAAGGUUAAGUUGUUGAGCUAAUGCAUAUUAAACAACUUUUAUAUUUAAGAGGUUCUUUUUUUUUUCUGAGAAGAAACAAAUUUCAAGAGUUCUUUAAUCCAUAAUCCCUGAGAAUAGUAGCCAAGUCCUUACUGUUAGGAGCCAGUGAGCUGUUAGCAGUUUGAGAACUUUAAAAAAACACAAAGCAAAUCAAAGUCAACAUUCCCUGUGUUUGAAGCAUGGAUGAGUUACUGUCAGGACAUGGUUUAUGUAUAUUUAUAUUUCAGACAGGCUUCUCAGUUCACUUUUAUGCAAGAUUUUCUUUCUGGAUUUCCAUUUGUAAGGUUGUAGUUAUAGCUAAGAGUCUGCAUAAAGAAUAUAUCCAGAAUAUCCAGUUGUAUAAUUCUGGGAUGUCUUCAGCACCAAAUCAAAUCAGCAGCUCUGAUGAAA